Messenger RNA from Epinephelus fuscoguttatus (brown-marbled grouper), 2923 nucleotides. RefSeq names its product transmembrane protein 128 (gene tmem128). The record is from RefSeq and is a predicted model, not a curated record. The transcript has 4 exons. Bases 74 to 541 code for a protein of 155 amino acids. Lineage: Eukaryota; Metazoa; Chordata; Actinopteri; Perciformes; Serranidae.
ACAGGAAGUGGCCUCUCAUCUAAUCACUAGUUAGCAUCUAGAGCUAGUGUAAGUUAAAGAUAGCGUCAACACGAUGCUUAACGACAAUGAACUUGUUACGUUGCGGAACAGAUUUAAGAGAGAUGCAGAGUUUCUCAUGCAAACAACAACAAAUGGCGACGAAGACGAAAAGAGUCAGGAGGAAAAAGAUGCUAAACCUCUUCCUCGCAUUAACAGACACUCCGUUUUCUGGAUCAUGGCAUCUAUAGGUGUGACCUACUACGUUGAUUUCCUCCGUAACAUCAUGGAGAACGACGAUAUCAAAAGUUGGUGGUUCAAUGUAGGUCUGAUACUCCUUGGGAUCUGCCUGUCUCUGGCCAUGUUUUGCAUUGUGUACCUGGAGUGGUUCAAAGGCAUCCGGCACUACGACCAAGAAUAUCCUGCCAUUCCUCCCAUCACCACUGCAGCAUUUAUUGCAGCAUCUUGCAGUGCUCCUAAUGGCAUUUGCAAGAAUCCACUGCAGCUGAAUGGAAACAACCAAUCAGAGCUGAGGAGUCUCUAACAAAGCUGUCAAGCCAAACUGUCAAACUAGGUGGCGUGGAUCAAAUAGAAAUCAAAAUUCUGUCACUGCAUUGCCUAUUUCUCACCUCAGAUGUUUUCACAAACAUAUUUUAGUGUACUGUUUAGCUGUAAAAUGAGAAAGUUGGUCCAGCUGUUGGGCUGUGCUUCAUUUUUGCACAACUGUGUCCAGCAUGGGUAGUUUGACAGACAGUUUGACUGCAGUUCAAGAGCAGUGAUUUACAUGAUUAACAGCUGCCUUAGAGGCUCCACACUUCUGAUAGGUUGUUUUCCUUCGGCCGCUGUGGAUCUGGCCAAAGAUAUUAGAAGCACAAGGAGGAGGCAGAGGAACAUGACAUAACCUGUCUUGUGUAUGACUGUUAAGAUGCAGUGACCGUUUCAGCAAAUAUGAAAAAAAAAUUACCAACUGUAGCUUAAUUGUAGGAUAUACCCUCACAGGUGUUUCACUCAGUUUCCCUGAUCAGACCUCCUUUUGGGACUGUGGUCAUAUACAGACUGUGCUCGAUUGAAAUUUGUGUCACUUUACUGUUUACAAGCCAAAAUAUUGAACACACCUGUGUGGGUGUUUAUGGCCUUUAACACGUUGAAUCACUUAAGAAAUGCUCAGUAAUAUUACCCAUGUUCUUGGUACAAUGGGUUGUUAAAAAAAAAAACUGCCAAAAUACUUGUAUUUUGAUUAUCUGAUGCAUUAAAAAGAUGCACUUGCUUGACAAGUCAUUGACAGUGUACAGUAUUUGGAAUAUUUGCUGGUCUGAUAUCUACAACCAACAAAGCACUUUACUCAUACUUGUGAAAAUUUAUCCACCCUCUGUAUGUCGGUGAAGAUCAAGAAAGACUGAUGAGGUUAAGAGUGAUCUCUGUAGGUCUCCAUCUUAAUGCAGUGUGAAGUAUGAGAGGCCCCCUGAGACAUAUUUCAUACUUUUUUCACAUGUAACAUCAUACUCUCAUACAUACACCACUAUACUCUCACACAAACACUACUAUACCCUCUUACAUGCACAAUCAUACUCUCAUACAUACACCGCUAUACUCUUAUACAAACACUACUAUACUCUCUUACAUGCACAAUCAUACUCUCAUACAUACACCGCUAUACUCUGACACAAACACUACUCUCACACAAACACUACUAUACCCUCUUAUAUUUAUCAUCAUGUUUUCUUUUAUUUACUGUCAUACUCUUAGUGUAACACAGGAUAAUAUUAUAUGUAUGUAAGUAUGAUAGUAUGUACAUGAAAGUAACAGUAUAUGUAAAACAAAGUUCUAAUAUAUGUAUGAGAGAAUAAUAUUAUAUUUGAAACAGAAUAAUAGCAUAUGUAAGAGAAAUGAGUAGGGUUGGGAAUCUCUCUGUGAUAGACGAUUCGAUACGUAUCUAGAUACACGGGUUACGAUACGAUUCAAAAACGAUAUAUUUUUAAUACAAAAUAAUUCGAUACGAUUCGAUACAGCAUAGGAACGAUACGAUUCGUUACGAUUCUAUGGUUAACAUUUGUUGAUGUAGACAUUAAUCAUACAUUAUAAAAUAAAGAAGCCAUUUCUAUAAACGUGACAUUCUUAGAGUAUUUUCAAAUUUGUAAAAGACCACAUCCCCAAGCAUUGUUGCUGUAUGGCACUGGCAAAAAUAAAAUAAAAAGACAAACAACAACAAAAUCACAUGUCAAAUGUAUUUAUUUUUAGACAUGGACCAAAAAAAGACUUGCUGAAUGAACAUCAUUUUGUUGGAUGGGAUCAAUAUAAAAAUGAGAAGAAGUUUUAAACUUUAAGUGAAGUGAACUUUAAGUAAACUUUAAGUGUUUUAAACCUACUUGUUGUGUUGUUUUUAUGGUAUUGUCUGUGUUUUUGUAUGUAUCUUAUAUGGACUUGAGUCUGGAAUAAAGUUUAUUAUAACGUUGUAUAAUAUAAACAUAAAGCAGAAUAAAAUAAUAACAUGCAACGUAGGGGCAGAAUCUGACAUCUCCUUUUAUAGUUGAUAUCAUGGACUGUGAUGACUAGCAGCUUAUCACUGACAGCAUGUCAGAUUAUUUCUCUGUGUUUGCUACACUCUGUGUUUGUCAUUUAUAAAAAGAUAAAUCACUUUUCUAUAAUACAUCAAUGAUAUUUCAAUGGAAUAAAUUACUUAUUGACUUAUUCAUACUUCAAAAACAGCAUCAAUAAGUGAUUAACAUAAGGGGGGAUCAAAAUAAAAUAAAGAAAUAAAAUAAAAAUCAACCAGCCACCCUCCUCCCCAGACAAGUAAAGAACAGUCCCUAAAGUGCGCUGAUGUUUGUGGAAAUGUGAACUGCUCGUUUCUCCUCUGACACGUCACAUACCUGAGUGCUGCCAGGGCUCACCUGGUAUUUCUGGGCAGUCAUGACACCGACGAAGA